This is a messenger RNA of Lepisosteus oculatus (spotted gar), 2265 nucleotides long. RefSeq names its product XK, Kell blood group complex subunit-related family, member 6b (gene xkr6b). Gene Ontology annotation, cellular component: plasma membrane. Lineage: Eukaryota; Metazoa; Chordata; Actinopteri; Semionotiformes; Lepisosteidae. Gene Ontology annotation, biological process: phosphatidylserine exposure on apoptotic cell surface; apoptotic process involved in development; engulfment of apoptotic cell. The record is from RefSeq and is a predicted model, not a curated record.
AUCCGUACCAUGUAUCUGGGCAUUCAGAGCCGGAGGCAGAAAGAGCACCAGCGACGCUUCUACUGGGCCAUGAUGUAUGAAUAUGCAGAUGUCAACAUGCUGCGCCUCCUGGAGACCUUCCUGGAGAGCGCACCCCAACUGGUGCUACAGCUCUGCAUAAUGAUCCAAAAGAACCGGGCCGAGACACUACAGUGUGUCUCGUCUGUGGCCUCUCUUCUUUCCCUGGCCUGGGUGCUGGCGUCUUACCACAAACUCUUGAGAGACUCAAGAGACGACAAGAAAAGCAUGAGCUACCGGGGUGCGCUGAUUCACAUUUUCUGGCGGCUCUUCACCAUCUCUUCCCGGGUGCUGUCCUUUGCCCUUUUUGCCUCCAUCUUCCAGCUCUACUUCGGUAUCUUCGUGGUGGUCCACUGGUGUGCCAUGGCCUUUUGGAUCAUCCACGGGGGAACCGACUUCUGCAUGUCCAAGUGGGAAGAGGUGCUUUUCAACAUGGUGGUGGGCAUUGUCUACAUCUUCUGCUGGUUCAACGUCAAGGAAGGCAGGACCCGAUACCGCAUGGUGGCUUACUAUGCGGUGGUGCUUACCGAGAACGCCCUCUUGACGAUCCUGUGGUAUUUCUACAGGGACCCCGCCACCACUGACUCCUAUGCCGUCCCCGCUCUCUGCGGAGUGUUCCUCAGCUUCGCCUCAGGGGUGGUGUGUAUCUUCCUCUACUAUGGUGUGCUGCACCCCAUGGGUCCCCGGGUCCGGAUCCUAGCGAGCUCCUGCUGCGCUGAGCUGCUGUGGGGGCUGCCUCUGCCUCCUGAAGCUGAGCCCAUGGCCCCCACCCCAGGGCCCAGAGGAUCUCAGGCCACCCCUACCCGGGGCUCCACUGGAGACCAACAGCAGGAGCAAGAGGACCUGACUGCCGACACUUGCCUGCCCGUUUUCCAGGUGAGACCGACAGUGCCAACCACCCCCAUGGGAAGACCUUAUCACCCCGAAGGUCCUCUCAUCAAGAUCGAUAUGCCAAGGAAGCGCUAUCCAGCCUGGGAUGCCCACUUUGUGGACCGCCGACUGAGGAGGACUAUCAACAUCCUGCAGUACAUUACCCCCACAGCAGUAGGGAUCAGGUACAGGGACGGGCCCUUGCUCUAUGAGCUUCUACAGUAUGAGUCUUCCCUUUGAAGGCUCUCUUCUUCUCUCUCUUUAUUUCUGUCCUAUUCUCUCUUUCCGUCUCUCAUCGUCUAUCUCUUGGGUUUGUAAUUUCUAUGGGAUCUUUUGUUUGUUUGUUUUGCAUAGUUGUUUGUUUUCCCCCUAGUUCUUAAUACAGAAGAAAGAGUUCCUAAAUGUGUGUGUUGAGUCAUCAAAAGUCUCACAUGGCAACCGGGAAUACAAAAAUGAUGCACUACAAAAAGCAUACAAAAACUUAACUGUGAAAACAUCCCAACCAAUUUAAAAAAAAUUGCAGACAAGCUUUCUUUUUUCUGGCUACUCUAUAGAUAUUUUGUAUGUACAGGAAAAAAAAUACAUUUCUAUACAGGAGGUAUUUUAAAGCAUCACCAUAUGUUGCAGAGCGGUUUCUGCACACCCUGAUAUUUUAUCUACUAAUGUAGCAGCCACAAAGCAUCUUGGGAAUGAUGAAGACUGAAAAGCAGCAACCUUGUUCUACACCUCAGUAACAUGCAGUUUUUACCCCCACCCCCUCUUAUUUUUUUACAAUGCACAUUACACAGUGUUUUACCUGUUUUAAAAAACAGGAUUUAUAAAAUCCUGCCAAAAAUGACAAUGAAGCAGAUUUGUUGGCAAGCUGAUCCACUCUGAGCGUUAAGGAAGCACAGGUUUACACUUUAGUUUUUUUAUAUGGCGCAUUGUUUAUAUUCUGUCAUAGCAGGUGGUAACAAACUCUUGUUCCACGUUCCAAAAGGGAACAAGAGCAAAGUCUUGCACACAAAAUAUUUGUCUGAAGCCUUAACCUGAUGAUAUUUAUUAAGCCCAUUUUUCUGCAGUCUUUCAUGUAGAGGAAGCCCUCUGCUCUUUCUCUUUCUCCUGCCUAAAAUUUUAGCUUCACUUUUGAUUACCUAGAUUUCCUACUGAUGUCACAGUAGGUAGUAAUUCAUCGAAAGAAUCACCAAAGCUAACAAGAUUGGUGCUAACAGCAUUAUAAUGGCAUUAAAUGUCAAACAUGUUUCUUAUUGCCUUAAAUAAAGUCUCUUGCCAUUAACAAACUGUCACAAUUGGGUUCAGUAGUACCUUGAAAUUUCAAGGGUUGCCAUAAAAAUCACU